This is a messenger RNA of Leishmania major strain Friedlin, 7842 nucleotides long. RefSeq names its product putative target of rapamycin (TOR) kinase 1 (gene TOR1). Bases 1 to 7842 code for a protein of 2613 amino acids. NCBI's taxonomy places the organism in Eukaryota, Euglenozoa, Kinetoplastea, Trypanosomatida, Trypanosomatidae. Gene Ontology annotation, molecular function: protein serine/threonine kinase activity; protein binding; protein-containing complex binding. The transcript has a single exon. Gene Ontology annotation, cellular component: TORC1 complex; TORC2 complex; nucleus. The record is from RefSeq and is a predicted model, not a curated record. Gene Ontology annotation, biological process: TOR signaling; negative regulation of macroautophagy.
AUGGAGCCUAAAGGUGGCGUAGGCAGUAGCAAUGGCAGCGGCGGCACGAGCAGCAAUCGACACCCGCUGAUCGGUCAGCUGCGGCCCAUCUUUCAAGAACUGGAGUCGGCCACGCCGCAGACGCUCCCCUCCGUCAUCCUCAAGCUAGAGUACGUGAUCGAGGAAGAGAAGGACGCUUUGUUUCACCGCAACUCCAUCAAGUCCUAUACUGCGAAUGCACGCACGUUCCCCAACUGGCUGAAUGCGCAGCUGCGACACCUAUUUGAGCAGCCGCAGACGCACAUGGCGGGCGUGCAAGUGCUACGGGCGCUGCUGCCAGUGGAGUACGUGGAGCUGAAUGAGAUGACGAAGCUCUUUUCGGAGCUGCUGGUGCGCUGCGUACUGGAGACGGCGGACUACAAUACAGCCGUGGAGGGGGGUGAGGUAUGGGGUUUGCUACUCAACAAUGGCAGCAGUGUAGUCGAGGGUAUCAUCAUCAACUGCUUACAGUUUUCGUUAGCCCUGCUGAUGCGCGGAGGGCACGAUGAGAUAUUCUUGCGCGAAGACGUGAGCCAUCGCGGCGUCGAAAGCGAAGUGACGGCUCGAUCGGCCAUGUCCCCCUUGGUGCACUCUUCGCAGCAGGGUGAGAAUGCGGCCCUCACGGAUGACGAUCGGUUCCCCAAGGCAACGAAGCUGUCGGGGUGCAUCUUCAUUCAGCAGCUGGUGCGCCGCGUGCCAUCGACGAUCGCGCCACAUGUGAACAACAUUCUUGAGUGCCUGCGCCGUGCGAUCCUCGACUCCAACAAGCUUGUGCGCGUGAGCGGAGGCGACGCGCUCUUUCACACGUUGGCCAUUUCCUAUCGCUCCACCGACCCGAAAUUCUAUAGUCGCUGGCAGAACACAUUUCUCGAAGACGCGGGGCGGAGCGUCAUGUACGGCAGCGACGUUGUCCUGCAUGGCUGCCUGCUGGCCUUCAAUGCCGUGCUCUCCGCGACGGCAUCGCGUGAGGCGGAAGGGCGAGCAGUCGGCUUCUCCAACCAAGGGCGAAAGCACAUUCUGCAGUUUUGGACGUUUAUCAACGACAACCUGGUGCGCACCUCGCACAACAGCGACGUGCGCGCCGAAGUGCUUAACGCGCUACCGCUGCUGGCUCAGUACGACAGCACUACCUUCAAAGAGAUCUCGGUGAAGCACGUGCGUGCGCUGGCGGCGGUGGUAUUUGUCGGCACGGAAGGCAAGGAUGAGCGGGCAAUGGUGUUUCAGGUGCUCGCGCGGCUCUUCACGGUGCUGCCCAGCCUUGUCGUGCCGUUCCUGGACUUUAUGAUGAAGUACAUCGAGGCAUCGCUGACACCGCAGCCUCUCCGUGACCGCUGCCCUGAGGCCGUGACAUGCUUCGCCACGCUCUCUAGCGUAGAGCCGAACGCGGUACGCCCCUUCCUGCGGCCCCUGCUUGGGCCCCUCUUCGCCGGGUCGGUGACGGAGCACUUUGCGCGCGACGUGGCGAAGAUCUGCACGGCCUUCCCAGAGCUGCGGUCGACGUGCUUGUCGAAGGUUCUCGAGGCAACAAAGGAACAGUUGCUACGCAUGCGUAACCGGCCCCGACACACCAGCGCGUCCGGCAAGACGGACCACAGUGCUAUUGUACGCAGCCUUAACUCUCUCGGGAGCCUCGACUUUACGGGGUACUCGACGUUGCAGUUCUUGUGCGACGCCGUUAUUCGAUACGUGUCAGACCCACACGAGGAGGUGCGCCGGAGCGCGAUCGAUCUGUGCUUCAAGCUGGCCCUCUCCGGCUGCUCUCAGUCGCCGUGCGAGCGCACAGCCGUCGGUGUCGUGAUUCACCGCGGUCGGGAGCACUUGGGCCUGGUGAACACCGUCAUCCGGAAACUGGUGAGCGCGGCUGUUGCGGACACCGAGAGCGAUAUCCGCCUGCACACGCUGGAGCACCUGAGCACGGAGUUUGACUACUCACUGGCUCUGCAGGACAUCUGCACGGCGCUGUUCCCCGCCCUGCACGACCACCACCAGAACCGCAUCGCAGCCGUUCUUCUCCUGGGCCGCCUUUCCAGUCGCAACCCGUCAUGCAUCCUUCCUAUGCUGCGUUGCGUGAUGGUGCAGUGCAUUAUGGACAUUCAGCUCUUCCACGAACCGAAGCGGCAGGAGCAGGCUGCGGUGGUGCUGAGCGCGGUGGUGGAGUCGGCGCCUGCGAUGGCACGCCCGUACAUCUCGUCUCUGUUGCAGGACUGCGUAACGCGGCUGCAGGAGGAGAACAAGCCUAUUCCGGUGAUCACGGCGCUCUUGUCGCUUGUCGGGAAGCUCGCGCGGUACGCGGAGGACGACGACGUGGCUGUGGUGGCCGCCAUUCGACCGUGCGUCAUUCGGCACAUCCUCGACUCGUCCAGCAUCCAGAAAAAGAUCGAGGCGAUUCGCGCUUUGGGAGAUAUCAUCCGCACCACAAAGGACGUCGAUGUGUACGAGACAAAUCCCGAGCUGCUGCGCGUCCUUCUCUCCGCUCUCCACGGCGGUUUCAAAGAAACGUGGCCGGUGAGACUGGAUGUGUUGAAGCUGAUGGGAAUUAUUGGCGCCGUCGAUCCUGUUCGUGCCAAGGAGAUCACGCGGCACUUGCGGGAUGGAGGCCUGAGCAGCAGUGGCGCGGCUGCCCCUGCCGCGUUGCAGCUUUCCUCCUCUCGCGGGGAAGAGGCGAUCGCGCAGAAUGUCGUCAAAAACGUGCUCGGCGUCCUGCAACUGCCAUGCUUAUCGGAUGACCAGUGCCUCUGUGCGGUGCAGGUGAUCGCUAACACGCUGUCGCUCAAGGAGGCGGCGAGCGGGUGUCUGACCCCGAUGUAUCGCGACAUUCUCCAUACUGUUAUUCAGCAAAUCACUCUUCAGGCUAAGAUACGCGAGAACCUGUUCGGGCUGAUGACGCAUAUCGUGUAUCUUUACGGCCAGCACAUUCGCCCAUACCUGGACGAGCUCAUCAGCACGUGCGUCGGCUUCCUUCCUGCUGCAGAGCGUGGCGUCCUUGUGGAGAUACUGUGUCUGCUGAGGGAGAUGCGCCGCUCGCUCCGUGAAGAGUUCAGCCCUUCGCUCUCGCUGGUGCUGCCACCGCUCAUCCAGACGGUGGAGGUGGACGCCGCGCACUCCAGCGAGCCUGUCUUCGCCUUCCUGAUAGAGAUGGGGCAUUUACUCGACGACCACCUCCACAACGUCGUGCCCUGCGUCUGCGAGGUAGCAAGCAAUCCUGCUUAUCCGUUGGCGUGCCGCGCGGCGGCCGCGGACGCCAUUCGCCACUUUGCUCGCCGACUGCCGCGUCUUGUGUUUCACGCGUCGCGCUGCGUGCACUGUCUAUGCCGGGUGCUGAGGGAGAUGGAGUCGCAUCCCCUGCUGUUUGAGCAGCAACCAGGAGCAUCCGAGGAGGCGGCGCAGCGCCGCCCUGCUGCCGAGCUAGCGGCUAGCGGAGACACGACGGCUUCAGACGUGCGCAGUUUCGUCGCCGUUACCCUGGACGCAGUGCGCAUCGUUAGCCGCAACCUCGGUAGCGACUUCGAGAAGUACACCCCCCUGGUGUUCCCACUGCUGGACGGCUACGGCCAGAAUGGGCAGGAUGUGAAGGCAUUCACGCUCAGCACUCUGCGCACGAGCGGCCGCGUGGUGGCACCCGAGAACGCUCAGGCGCAAGAGGAGGAGACCGCUGCCCGGUAUCGCGUCAACACUCAGCAGCUGGCUCAGCGGCGCAAGACCGCGCUGGAGGAGAACUUUGCGCAGCUGCGCAGCAUCCUUGUCGCGCGCGACCGAGAGACCGAGGAAGAGUGGAACUUGUGGCUGAAGCAGCUGGCAGUGGAGCUGCUACGGUCGAGUCCCUCGAACGCGCAUGGCUUCGCCUUUGCCCUAGCUCAGCUCCACGAGCCCUUUGCCCGGCAAAUGCUGCACUCCGCCUUCGCUGUAUGCUACGCGGAAAUGGAGCCGCACACGAAGGAGGCGGUUCGCGCUCUUCUCGGCAACGUGCUCCGCAGCGACCGUGUGCCGUCCGAGGUGCUGCAGGAGCUGCUGAACCUGUCUGAGUACAUGGAGCGACUGGAGAUGCGCUUUAACCCGAAGGAAGGCUCGCACAGCACGUAUGCCGGGCUGCUUUUCGACUUGAAGACGCUGAUGGGGAGCAGCGAGCGCUGCAACUUGUACGCCAAGGCGCUGCAUUACGUCGAGAUUCAGUUCUACGAGGCGACGUACGAGUACGAGCGCAACGUGAUGCGCGGUCAGGUGCACCCGCUGCCGCCUGAGGAGUGGAGAAAACUUGUACAGUGGUGCGAGAAGAGUAUUUACCUGUGCAACCUGCUGGGACUGCGCGAGAGCGCCGAAGGCAUGCUCAAGUACAUCCAGCGCAAUUUUUCGUUUCUGACCGGCAAGCCUCCGUCAGAGUUGCCGCUUAUGAUGGACGCGCAGCUCCUCGAGAAGCUGCAGUGGUGGUCUCAGAGCUUGCGGGCGUAUGAGAAGGGCCUGCAGGCGGAGCCGAACAAGUUCAGCAACAUGGUCGGCCUCAUGCGCUCCCUCGACAACCUCGGCGACUACGGUCGGCUGCUGGAGUCGUGGAAGCUCUUCUACCCCCGCGUCACGCGUAAGGAGGCCUCUGAGCUGGCCCCGUAUGGUGCCCACGCAGCGUGGCUGCUGCGGUGCUGGGACGACAUGGAGAAGAUCACAGCCUACAUGACAGAUGAUGGCUACGUUGGCACGACCGCUGUCUUUUACCGAGCGGUGCUCGCCACCCACAAGCUUAAGUUCCACGACGCCGUACCGGUGAUUCAAAACUGCCGCAAGCGACUCGACUCGACGCUGUCGGCACUCGUGGCGGAAAGCUACGACCGUGCCUACGGUCUGUUUGUUGGUAUCCAGCAGCUCAGUGAGCUGGAGGAGUUCGCGUUUGUCGCUGACAACCCGCAGGGCCUCAACCACUGGCAGGAACUGUGGGAGAAGCGGCUGGCUGCCAUGGCCUACGAAGGCUGGCCGGGCACGCUUGCGAACCACACGCUUGUCAUCCCACUGGCGCAGGAGCUGGAGAUGUGGCUGCGGUUCGUGUCGCUGUCGCGCGUGCACGGUCGCGACCGCACAUCGCGCGACAUCCUGUUCGAGCUUCUGGGCAAGCAGACCAUUGCGGCCGCGCUGGAGCAGCCGCAGCUGCCGCAACCCCCAAUUGCCCUCGCCGCCUGCCAGCACUUCUACGACAUCAACGAGCGCGAAAGGGCGGUCGAGCUGCUUGAAACGUACCUGAAGAAGAUGGAUCCGGCAGCCCCCUCGCUGCUGAGCAUCGGGGGCGGUCAAGCAAACCUGGCCAUGUGUCAUGCAAAGCUGGCGAGCUGGCUCUUCACCGUGGCGAAGAAAAAGCGGCAGAACGUUGAUGCGCGCUACCGCGAGUACAUCCGUCACCACCUUGAGAAAGCAACCAGCCUCGACAGCACCAACGGCACGAUUUGGCACACGUGGGCGCGGUUCAACCACGACCUUGUCACACACCGCUCCCGCGGUGCGGCGAGCGAGGUUCGCCGAGACGAGCACGUUAAGCACAUCGUGGCUGCCAUGGACGGCUACGUGCGGAGCGUGUCCUGCUCCCAGGAGCUCGAAGACAUGCUAGGGUUUCUCUCCUUGUGGUUCAUUCAUGCCGCGCUGCCGCAGGUGCAAGAGAAUGCGGCGCUGCAGGCGGAGAUUCUUCAGGUGAGCCCGACAGUGUGGCUCAAGGUUCUUCCCCAAAUCAUCGCCCGCUUGCACUCGCGCGACGCCGUUGUGUCAGAGUCCGUCUUUCAGCUGCUCACCAUUGUCGCCAAGGCGCACCCGCAGGCGCUCCUGUACAACCUCAAUGUCACGCUGAACUCCAGCGUGCGGAGUACAGAGAGCAACACGACGGAGCAGAUGGAGCGCAAGCAGGCGGCACAGCGGUUGCUCGGCCGCAUCAAGGAGAUGCACAACAAUGGCCGCACGAUGGUCAAGGACGCCGCCCUUGUCUGCCAGGAGCUCGUGCGGUGCGCAGUGCUAUGGACGGAGCUGUGGUUUGAUGAGCUUGAGCGAGCGUGGUUUCAGUGGGGGCGUGACAAGAACGCCCACAACGUAUUUCUUGUCCUUCAGCCGCUGCUCGAGCAGCUGUCGCACCCCAACACCCUCGCCGAGUCGCACUUUGUGACCGAGUUCGGUGAGCUACUUGGUGGCGCCUGCGAGUACGUGGAGAAGGCUGCGUCGACCGGCAACAAUGUCUACAUGGAGGAUGCGUGGAACCGCUUCAAGACGGCUGUCAAGCGGAUGGAUGAGCAGAUCAACGGUAUGACCUCACUUGCCCUUCAGCUCGUGAGCCCGCGUCUGAUGCAGAGCGGCAAGGACCUGUCGCUUGUGGUGCCGGGGCAGUACAACGAGGCCGGCGUGUACCCGCGCAUCGCCUCCUUUCAAAGCACGUUGAGAGUGAUGAACUCCAAGCAGCACCCGCGUCGCCUUUAUAUGACCGGCACGGACGGCGUCUUGUACAAGUUUCUCCUCAAGGGUCACGAAGAUCUGCGACUCGACGAGCGCGUCAUGCAGCUGCUAGCUUUCGCGAACACACUGCUGGAGAAGCACUCGACUAUCCAGCGGCGUGACUGCAUGAUCCAGGUAUUCUCUGUCACCCCUCUCAGCGAGAAUGCGGGGCUGGUUGGGUGGGUCGACAACUGCGACACACUGCAUCAACUCAUUAAGGACUACCGUGUGCACUCCAAGUACCUCUCCAUUGAGAUGAACCUGAUGCUGAGCUUUAAUGUCGACCUGGAUCGACUUCAGGUGAUUCAACAUGUUGAACCGUUCGAGUUUGCACUGGAGCAGACGGAGGGCACCGACCUCGCCAACUCGUUUUGGAUGCGCGCGCCAAGCGCUGAGUCGUGGUUGGACCGGCGCACCACUUAUGUAUGCUCGCUUGCCACCAUGUCCAUGGUUGGCCACAUUUUGGGCCUGGGCGACCGCCAUCCGUCGAACCUGAUGAUCCACUCGUUCAGCGGUCGCGUCGUGCACAUCGACUUUGGCGACUGCUUCGAUGUGGCGCAAAACCGCAGUGCGUUCCCAGAGAAGGUGCCAUUCCGACUAACUCGAAUGCUAGUCAAGGCCAUGGAGAUGGGCGGCAUCGACGGACUCUUCCGCCACGGCUGCAUCACGGUGAUGGGUGUGCUGCGCGAGGAGGGUAGCAGCAUUCUGGCUCUGCUGGAGGCUUUCGUGCACGACCCGCUUGUGUCGUGGUGGCGCGACGAGUCAGAAGACGGGGCGACCGCAUCUGCUGCCGCCGCCUCGGCGGCGCUGAGCAGCAGCAUGCCGUCUGCCGGCGCGGAUGCGGCACUCGGACACUAUUCGCAGCGCGCCGCCUACGCGGCCAUUGGUGAGUCCUUUCACAAGUCCCGCACCGCCUUUGCCUCUCGCACGCCGGCGUCGCGCUCCUUGGCGCCGCGUGGUCGCUUCUCGCACGCACCACAGACCUCGAUCGCCUCUAGCCCCUCUGCUCCGCCUCCCUUAGUCUCCGAUCGGUCGUCAGACAUUUUAAGCAACGUGUCAGACAAUCACACCAGCGAAGCGAAGAAAGUGGUCAAUCGCAUUCGCAAAAAGCUCGAGGGCCGCGAGUUUGCCGCGUGGCAGCUCCAGGCGAGUGCCUCGGCGCACGCGGCAGAUGACGUAGGUGUGGCCAUGAAGGGGCAGUCGGAAGAGGACCCGAUGACUAGUGUUAGCUGGGGCAGCGCCGCGUCUGCAGCACCGAUGGCGAGCGGCGAAGACGGGCUUUCCGUUCAGGCGCAGGUGAGUCGGCUCAUCUCGGAGGCCACCUCCAACGAGAACCUGUGCGUCCACUUCCAAGGCUGGUGCCCGUUUUGGUGA